AUGAACAGUUUCAAAUUGUGUGUGUUUUUGGCACUUUGUGUCACAGCUUUGGCAAGACCCGGAAAUUUCGGUAUGCCAAUGCCUGAACCACCAUGUAUGCCAGAAAUGCCAGAAAUACCAGAACUGCCAGAACCACGUCUUCCUGAAAUGCCAGAACUCCCAGAACCAUGUCUACCUGAAAUGCCUGAGCUUCCUGAACUUCCAGAACCAUGCAUGCCAGAAAUUCCAGAACUUCCUGAACCAUGUCUACCAGAAGUCCCAGAACUUCCUGAACCAUGCAUGCCAGAAGUCCCAGAACUUCCCGAACCAUGUCUUCCUGAAGUCCCAGAACUUCCUGAACCAUGUCUACCUGAAGUUCCAGAAGUUCCUGAACUUCCAUGUCCUCCAGAAGUUCCUGAAUUACCUGAGCCAUGUGUACCAGAAGUUCCAGAAUUACCUGAACCAUGUGUACCAGAAGUUCCAGAAUUACCUGAGCCAUGUGUACCAGAAGUCCCAGAAGUUCCAGAAAUCCCAUGCCCAGAGCCUGUUCCAGAAUUGCCUUGUCCUUAA
Ctenocephalides felis (cat flea) is the source of this 549-nucleotide messenger RNA. RefSeq names its product protein PELPK1-like. The transcript has 2 exons. Lineage: Eukaryota; Metazoa; Arthropoda; Insecta; Siphonaptera; Pulicidae. The record is from RefSeq and is a predicted model, not a curated record. Bases 1 to 549 code for a protein of 182 amino acids.